This is a messenger RNA of Camellia sinensis, 1203 nucleotides long. RefSeq lists its product as uncharacterized. Gene Ontology annotation, molecular function: translation initiation factor activity; RNA binding. The record is from RefSeq and is a predicted model, not a curated record. Lineage: Eukaryota; Viridiplantae; Streptophyta; Magnoliopsida; Ericales; Theaceae. Gene Ontology annotation, cellular component: cytoplasm; eukaryotic translation initiation factor 3 complex.
UCCUUCAUCUUCUACCACACCACAACUCUAGAACCCUAGACGACAUCAGAAAACCAGGGUUACUUUUACUCUCUGUUAUUUGUCUCUCUAGCAGUAGCAGCGAUGGGCGUAGAUAUGGCUCCGGCACAGUCCAACAAGCUCCGGUGGGGAGAGAUGGAGGAAGAUGAAGGAGAGGACCUCGAAUUCUUGCUUCCGCGGCGCCAGGAGAUCGGACCGGACGAGAACGGGGUGAAGAAGGUGGUGGAGUACAAGUUCAACGACGAGGGAAACAAGGUCAAGAUCACCACCACCACCCGCAUUCGAAAGCUCGCCUCUGCUCGCCUCAGCAAACGCGCCGUCGAGCGCCGCUCCUGGCCCAAGUUCGGUGACGCCGUCCACGAGGACGUCGGCAGCAGGCUCACCAUGGUCUCCACCGAAGAGAUCAUCCUUGAACGCCCUAGGGCUCCUGGCAGCAAAUCUGAAGAAACAAAGGUUGCAGGCGACCCCUUGGCUCAAAUUGGGAAAGCAGGUGCUGUACUCAUGGUUUGCAGGACAUGUGGUAAGAAGGGUGACCACUGGACUUCAAGGUGCCCUUACAAGGAUCUUGCCCAACCGAGCGAGGGCUUCAUUGACAAGCCACCUGCAUCAGAAGUCCCAACCGUGACUUCCGGCCCUAGCAAGGGAAGCUAUGUUCCUCCGGGCAUGAGACCAGGUGCAGAAAGAACUGGGACAGACAUGAGACGCAGAAAUGAAGAGAACUCUGUCCGGGUCACCAACCUCUCAGAGGACACCCGGGAAGCUGACUUGCAUGAGCUGUUCCGUACCUUUGGCUCAGUGAGCCGUGUUUACGUUGCUGUUGAUCAGAAGACUGGCAUGAGUAGAGGUUUUGGUUUCGUUAACUUUGUGAACAAGGAAGAUGCCGAGAAAGCUAUUAACAAACUCAACGGGUAUGGUUAUGACAACCUAAUUCUCCGAGUUGAGUGGGCUGCACCUAGGGCAAGCUAGUAUUUUUCCCUAAGGUUAUGGAGACGUAUAAUUUAACCUUGUCAGUUGGGAUUUUGAACCUUUUACUAUUUUUGGUUUAGACUUAAUUUCUUAUGCUAUUGCUUGUUCAAGAUUUUGGGGAUCCUUUUCUUAAUAUAAAUUUUCUCACCUCGUCAUGAAGAAUGGGGUUAAGACUUAUAGUUAAUUUUACUGGAAUGGAAAACUCAAUUUAGUUGAGUA